AUGAACAACAUCAACAUCUUUAUACAGGUCUACUUUGAGGAAUUUCACCCUGUGUUUCCCUUCUUACACAAGGCGACAUUCGUCCCUCGUAGAGAUGAUUGGCUACUCGCCGUCGCUGUUGCCGCUGUUGGCUGUAUCUUCUCACGGACCCUGAGAUCCGAACAGACUUUUUAUGAUCUACACGAAUUCCUGCGCCGAGCCAUCCAUCUCAGGGUGGAACGCUCUCGGACUUCGCCGCCUGAUAUUCAUGUCGCUCAAGCCACUGUCCUCAACCAGGUCGGCAUGAUGUAUUCCGGGGAGAUGAGACUUGCUGAAGCCGUGCCUACCACCAUGGCUCUUCUUGCAACCCUAUGUAAGAGGAUCUCUUUCUACGCCAAAUUCAGUGAGUUCGGAGUACCGCUAGACAGUGCAGCCCAUCCAACUCUGAUGGAUUGGGAAGACUGGCUUCGUGAAGAGAGCAAGCGGCGACUCUUCUAUUUUGCAUGGGUAGGUCUUGUUCUCGAUUGCCAGUACAGUUGCUUCUGGUCAGCUCCUGCAGUAAUGCCCAUUGAACUUCUGCAGCUGCCGAUGCCUUCUCAUGAGUCUACCUGGGAUGCAUCUUCCCGAGAAGAAUGGCAGGAGAGCUUGAGCAAAUGUAUGUGUCCCUGA
Fusarium falciforme is the source of this 648-nucleotide messenger RNA. RefSeq lists its product as hypothetical. The transcript has 3 exons. Gene Ontology annotation, biological process: DNA-templated transcription; regulation of transcription by RNA polymerase II. Gene Ontology annotation, cellular component: chromatin. The record is from RefSeq and is a predicted model, not a curated record. Bases 1 to 648 code for a protein of 215 amino acids. Lineage: Eukaryota; Fungi; Ascomycota; Sordariomycetes; Hypocreales; Nectriaceae. Gene Ontology annotation, molecular function: RNA polymerase II cis-regulatory region sequence-specific DNA binding; DNA-binding transcription factor activity, RNA polymerase II-specific; zinc ion binding.